Messenger RNA from Drosophila elegans, 1504 nucleotides. RefSeq names its product MKRN2 opposite strand protein. The record is from RefSeq and is a predicted model, not a curated record. NCBI's taxonomy places the organism in Eukaryota, Metazoa, Arthropoda, Insecta, Diptera, Drosophilidae. Bases 496 to 1401 code for a protein of 301 amino acids. The transcript has 7 exons.
UAUCAACAAAAAACAUUUUGUAGAAAAUAAAACUUAUAAACGGUUUGGAUACCAACAUUUAACUGUAGCAGCAUUUCAGUACCGCUGCUUCAGUAUUUAGCCUGAUUAAACCGGGUCAAAUUAAAUCCGAUGUCAAAGAGCUAAAGUGGAACUAAGUGCGAAAACCCAAUCAAAGCAACUAUUUUAGUCCAAUAAACCAUUUUAUACCCAAAGUCAUAGAAGUCUGCACAAAGAGUUGGCCUGGCCAAAAACCGCAAGCACCAAAGACAGGACGCCACAGGAGGACGAGUAGGGUGGCGGAAUAGACAAAGUGUAUCAAUUAUAAUACGGGCACAAGGCGAAGCAUCCCGAGCCGUUGGCAAAAGAAGGAGGGGAAGCCCUGGAGCCGGGAUCCAGGAGCCAGAAAACAGGGUCCAGGAAAAGGAGAUAACACUUAAUGAAAAAGUGUCCUUGAAAUUUUGGUUUCAAUUCGGCAACCACACAGCACCCAGAGCCAUGUUGGCAACGACAACUACAGCCACAAUUACCUCGGAUCCGGGCAUUCUCUGUUUUCAUCACUGCAACGUGAAAGUUUUCUGCUUCACUUUGCCGCACACUUGUCCCCAUUGCAAUGCCCCACUGGACGCGGAUGGGGAUGCGGAUAGGGAUGCGGAUACGAAUGCGGAUGCGGAACCAAAUGCGGAACUAGACAGGAGCGGGCCACGCCUGCUCCCCUUCCGCCUGCCAUAUCCUUUUGUGCGGGCCACACAGUAUCCAUGCGCCAUUGUCCUGCGUCCCUCCACCGGCGAUUUCCUCAACGAUUACAGCAACGCCACCGAUUUGCAUAUCGCAGUGACCACGUCCGGCGGCGACAUCGUGGAGUUCGAUCGGUUCGGCCUGCGCCGCCAUCGGCGGGAUGAUAAUCCGCCCGAGUGGCGGCAGUCGCUGAUGGUGGGCGAUGUGCCGGAGCCGUGGCACGACUUCUGGGACGAGGUCCUGCAGCAGGUUUGCGCCCAAACGGCGCGGUGGUCCAUCGCCAGUUACGCGGAGGAGAGCCACAACUGCUACGCCUUCGUCCUGGCCUUCCUGCAGGCCCUGGGCCACGCCCACUUGAGUGAGGCGGCCCGCAGCAAGACGGCCUUUUGUGAACAGUGCAUCGUUCCCAGGACGACGACGGCGGGAAAGUAUAUCUCGCUGUAUCGGAAAAUUCGCAGGAGUGGAAUCUACGUUCAUCGCCAGCAGCCCAAAAAUCGCAGUAAGCCGGCAUCGGCAACUCCAUCAAGUUCCUAUUCCUCUGAUGUCUGCAAUGGUGUUGGCAGUAGCAACAGUAGCAAAAAGGUCUCAAAAAAAGGAUACUCAAGCAGCAGUAUUGCCGGAAUCUCACCCCGCGCAAGACCCACACUCUGCACCAUCGAAGAGUGAUUAAAUCGAUAAGCAACACAUUUCUAAAAAUAAUUAUGUAAGAACUAAGCUCAAUGUAGUGAAAUUUAAAAUUAAUUGAACAUAAAUAAAAUAUAAAAACUGA